Anisakis simplex (herring worm) is the source of this 939-nucleotide messenger RNA. The record is from the annotation of a GenBank genome assembly. Lineage: Eukaryota; Metazoa; Nematoda; Chromadorea; Rhabditida; Anisakidae.
AUGGCUUCAGUGAUCAUUGUGUUGUUCGCUAUAUUUGGUCUCUCAUGUGCAUCCGUUUUGGAACAGUCUGUUGGCAUAAAAGGGCAACUAUUAUGUGGUGAUAAGCCGAGUGAAGGCGAUGAAGUCAAACUGAUCAAUCAUAAAAUUAUCGGCUUCGAUAGCAACUUGGCGUCAGGCACAACGGACAAGAAUGGAUUCUACGAAUUGGCUGGUGAUUUGAGCAUUCUAAGACAAAUUACGACACUGAAUGCUAGACUCAAAAUUUAUACACGCUGCAACAAUGGAUUGAAUAUAUGCAAACGUGAAAUAACUCUGGGUAUACCGAAAUCAAUGAAUUCAUCUUGGUUGGUAAUUUUCGCACUUUUUGGUGGCGCUCUUGCUAUUGAUCAAACAAUCGGUGUACAAGGCCAACUAAUGUGUGGCUAUAAGCCAAGCAAAGGCGACACCGUAAAACUGAUCAAUCACAAAGAUCUUGGUUCAAUGCAAUUCGCUUGGCUUCUGUUCGCUAUCAUAGCACAAGUUUCCUGCGAUGAUUUCAAACAAUCUUUGGGUGUGAGUGGCGAGUUAUUCUGUGGUGACAGUCCAGCAAAAGGUGUUACUGUGAAACUCAUAAACCACAAAAUUAUCGGUACGUUUACCACUCAUUCAACUUUAUCAUUUCAUAUAGGACCUAGUGAAGAUCAGGAGUUGGGAACAGCAACGACAAACGACGUUGGCACUUUCGAGAUGGUUGGUGGAAGCAAUGACUUCUUUUCGAUUUCUCCGAGACUCAAGAUCUAUACUGAUUGCGGUAAAGGCGACAAUCCAUGCCAACGUGAGAUCACUUUCGGUAUUCCUCAGACGUACGUCGUCAAAGACAGCAAACCAAAGGAGUAUUUCGCAUCCGGAACCAUUCAGUUGCAAUUCAACUUUGAUGGUGAAGGCCACAAAUGCCUAUGA